AUGCGAGAAUUCCUCCAAGGGUUGCUGGCCAACACUAUCGCUUCAAGCCAGAAGAAAGUUGAGGACGAUACCGAUUUCUUUCUGCUGGGUCUCGACUCGCUGCAAGCAAUCCAGAUGCGUAGUGAGAUCCUCAAGUCCGUAGAGCUUGGGGGUAGACAUCUGGGCCAGAACAUCGACGCGGCGUCGACCGCAGUCGAAAAGGAGAUGCAGGCGUUGAUCAACAAGUACGGGGACAUCAGUGCAACAACAGCGUCUGCAGUCGUCGUUACUGGCGCAGCGGGUUCUCUCGGAGCCUACGACGUCAGCAAGCUUGCCUCUAACCCAGACAUUGCCACCACCCUCUGCCUUGUCCGCGCACCCACCAAGUCCCAGGCUCUCUUCGCGUAA
This is a messenger RNA of Cordyceps fumosorosea ARSEF 2679, 387 nucleotides long. Its product is annotated as NRPS-like enzyme. The record is from RefSeq and is a predicted model, not a curated record. The transcript has 3 exons. NCBI's taxonomy places the organism in Eukaryota, Fungi, Ascomycota, Sordariomycetes, Hypocreales, Cordycipitaceae. The coding region runs from base 1 to 387 and encodes 128 amino acids.